This is a messenger RNA of Polypterus senegalus (gray bichir), 2226 nucleotides long. RefSeq names its product G-protein coupled receptor 1-like. Lineage: Eukaryota; Metazoa; Chordata; Cladistia; Polypteriformes; Polypteridae. The transcript has 3 exons. Gene Ontology annotation, molecular function: G protein-coupled receptor activity; complement receptor activity. The record is from RefSeq and is a predicted model, not a curated record. Gene Ontology annotation, biological process: phospholipase C-activating G protein-coupled receptor signaling pathway; inflammatory response; positive regulation of cytosolic calcium ion concentration. Gene Ontology annotation, cellular component: plasma membrane. The coding region runs from base 183 to 1265 and encodes 360 amino acids.
CGCGCUCUCGAGAUGGCGCGUACUCGCGUAUUUAAAUAACAAGAGAUUCUCGUUGACAGUAGACACAGCGGUUUAUCUUCUUGGGUUGUAGAGAUCCUUGUGGAAUUCUCGUCUGAAGUCAAGUAGUCUUUUAUAAUAAAGACUUGGGAAUAAAGAGCAUCAGCCUUCAGCCUUGAAUUUUGAUGGAGACUAUGGAGGGAAGGGUGAAUACAUUUUUAAAUGAAAUUGAAAGAGAAGUCACCAGACAAGACUUUGAAAAUUCCUGGAAGAAAAUCCUUAAUGGCAGUGCUGCUCUGACGUUCCUAGCUGUGGUUUUUGGCAUUCUAGGCAAUGGAGCAGUGAUUUGGUUGAUCAUCUUCAAGAUGAAGAGGUCCCACGUCAAUAUAUGGUUUCUGAACCUGGCAAUCUCUGACUUUCUGAUUUUGUUCUUUCAGUCCUUCCAGGCGGUUAGUUAUGUCCUAAAAUACUGGCCGUUUGGUAUACCAUUCUGCAAGCUGACCUUGUAUGUAUCAACUAUCAAUAUCUGUGUCAGUUCUUUCACAUUGUUAGGUAUCAACAUUGACAGGGGUAUCUCAUUGACAAAUCCUUUCUGGGUCCAGAAGCACAGACCAAUGAACUGUUCCAGGAUCUGCUGCUUCAUUCUUUGGAUUUUAUUCAUUCUAGCCGGCAUUCCCAUUUUCUUCAUGUGCAUCUCUCCCAAGACUGAACCUGGCAUCUAUGAGUCCUUUUGUGGCCUCAACAUUAAUUCUAAUUUGAAGCUUUUCAAUGAGAAAUGUCAAGAAGCAGACAAUGAGACACAAUACAGAGUUAUGGAGAUGUUCCAUCCACCGAAUCUGCAGGAGUUUAACUCUACGACAAGUCGUAUCUACACCGUCUACACCACCAUCUCAGUGUUCUCAUUCAUUCUUCCCCUGAUUAUGACCAUCAUCAGCAACCUGAUGAUAUUUCUCUCAAUGAAAGAGUCUCUUACUAAAAAAUCCUCAAGGAUCUACACAAUUCUUGUAUCUUCUGUGGCAGUGUUUUUCAUCACCAUGUUGCCCUUGUAUUUAAAUGCCAUGGUCUAUAUGGCUUCCAUAUACACCCUCAACAGUAAGUUGUAUGGCUCCACUGUGUUGGUGAUGCCACUAGUCGCUAGUUUCAAACAUAUGAACAGUUGCAUUAGUCCUAUAUUAUAUUUUCUGGUUGGAAAGGAAGCUAAAGGUAUUAUCAGAGAAUCCAUCAGCUUAAUGAAAUCUUCAGGAGCUCAGAGCAAAUCAUCCGAGUGACCAAAGAGCCAGUGACAUAUUCAAACUAGAUGAUGUGAUUUUGUUGUUUCACGUUAGCUGGACAUGGAAAUAUAAAAAAAUGCAGUGUCCUUAACAAUAAUUUUAAAUAUGAUUUGACCAUUUGUGGAACGAUGUAGUGUACGUUUGUAGAGAAAUGUCUGUGUCAUUGGUACACAUUAUUGUCACAUAACACGACUUCUACCUGAAGUUCUGCAGCACCCUAAUUGCAUAUGUAUGAGGCUGAUUAGCAUAGUCCAUAUAUGAUAGCCAGACGAGUUCACAGACUUAUAUUUACAAGAUUAUUGCGAUUUCCAACCUUGACGACUGCAGUUGAUCUUCUUGUCACAGGAGAAUGUCAGAAUACAGGACUAGAAGUUGCAAGCUAUUAAAAAACGUUGAGACUCUAUGACAACUUCUCAGUACAAUUGUUUACAUUUUCAAAGUAUCACAAGCUCUGCCCUUUUAUUCUGACAGCCAAAAACUAUUAUGGGAGUUCUGCCCAAGCAAAAUCCACAGGGGCCUGCAUACUUACGGGGGACCCAGCCAGGCUCUUCAUUGGUGCACACGAUUGCAAGGGUCACAGAACAAACAGAGCAAGCUAACGUUAAAUAUAUAAAUAUAUGUAAAAAAACAACGGUCACUUGAAACUAUAGCAUACUGGCGUAAGAAAGUCAACAGACAUAGCAUAGUCAUUAGAAAAUAAUUCCUCCACUGAAAUGUUACAGUGUUGCUCCAGUUUUCACUCUUAGGUUUUUUAACUUUACUUUUUAACAAUACUUCUUAUCUCACAAAAAUCAAUUAUUGGUAGUGGAAGUAGAGAAGUGGAAUGCAUGCCGUCUGUUGCUGGCAAACUAACAGGAAGAAGGUUGCGUCACUUCGAAUUUUGUGAAGAAGUCUAAUUGUGUUGGGCUUCCAUCGUGUAACUAAUUUAUAAAAAAGCAAGUCGUUUUCAUUAUUUAAA